Molecule: messenger RNA, 1143 nt
Organism: Haliotis rubra (blacklip abalone)
Lineage: Eukaryota; Metazoa; Mollusca; Gastropoda; Lepetellida; Haliotidae
Product: protein pitchfork-like
Biological process (GO): regulation of cell projection organization
Cellular component (GO): ciliary basal body
Molecular function (GO): cytoskeletal protein binding
Source: RefSeq, a predicted model, not a curated record
AGAACCAUAGUAACGCGUAACUACGAGAAGCUACAAGGAAAUAGGGACACUUUAGUGAAACUGCAGUCAACUGUGAUCCCUCAAAAUGGAGGUGGAUAAAAGACCCAAGGUUGCCUUCAUGACAACUCUAAAUAGGGAACUGUUUCCCACUAAAAUGCCACCGAAUCGUUUUGGUAAUGAGGUAGUCCCGCUUCGAGGUGCUCCCCACAGAGGACCAGGCUGCUAUGAAAAUGAGGAGAAAACAAACUUCUGGUAUGGUGUGAAGAACAAAAUUACCAGUGAAAAGGGCUACACACUCGGAGCUAGGACAUCAAACAGGAUACCUUCAGAUGCAAAGUUUCAGACACCUAGUCCCUUGGUCUACCAAACAACCUGCACAGAUCCCAGAACAUUCUCAACAUCGAGGAAACCAUUUGAAGUAGGGGCAGAGAGGUUUCCUGUGUACCGAAGGGACAUCAGUGAGGUUCUCCCUGGGCCUGGUACAUAUGAGCACCAGAGCCCCAAGAACAGAAUGGUUCAAUGGCACCAGUCAUUUGGCGGAACUCCAAUCAUGUUGCCCGAAGUCAAAGUCACAAGCACCAUACAGAAAAAUACAGAUAAGUUACUCAGCACGAAAGAAGAGAAGAAAUAUCAUCGAAAGCUGGCUUAUCUUAAACUCUAUUAUGAUUAAGUUGUAUAUUUUAACAUUGGCUUUUUUUGUAUUAUUUUGUUGUAAAUGAGGUCAUCAGACAUCAGUGAAGUUGAGAAAUGUCAGAAAUAACAAAAUCUUCCUCAGAUAUUUCAAUCAUAUUUCAAUUGAGCAAUGGUGUCUCAAAUGACUGAAAUGCAUCUGUCUUUGUGUGAUGUGUGUUCUUUAGAAAUGUUCAUUUGAAUACAGAUUUGUAGAUGGCAUGCACAACACAUCUGUUUUCUUAUGACAUGUCUACAAAUUUCAAAACAAUACCAGAUCAAACACAAAGUCAAUCCCACAAUUAUUUGAUUGGAAAUGUAAAUGACAUGAUGACAUGGUUUACACAAGAUGUAAACAUAUCCUAACAUCAUGGCAGCACUUUCAAUCUGUGUACAGCAAUAUGUAGAGGCCAGUGUUGCAGGAUAAAUAUCUGCAUGUGUACAUAUAUUGUAAAUAAAUGUGUAUGAUUGUCA